UAGCUCUCCUGCCACAGCCCCCCAUUCCCUGAAAGUCUGCCCUGUACCAAAUUCAUCUCCACCACCUUCCUUGUCAGGAGCACUUCUCAGCUGCUGAGCCAGCCACUCUUUCACAGUCGUGCUGAAACAAACUGGGACACUGGCUGAUGAGAGCAAGCCUCAUGUGCUUGGCAGCCUCAUGUCCCCUGAUCUCUCUUAUCCCUAGCCAUAACUUCCAGACCAGUGCCAUUUCAAUAGACAGUGACCAGCAGCCAGGUUCACUGGGACUGAAGCUGCCAUAACAGCUGGCUGGCUCGGGUGGGAUUGGAACUGUGUUUGGGAGCCUCAUCAUUGCAUCUGGCAGGCACUCUUCUCUGAAGCAACAGCUCUUCUCCUAUAUCAUUCUGGGCUUUGCCCUCUCAGAGGCCACAGGGCUCUUUUGCCAGAUCAUAGCCUUUUCUGACCUCUUUUCCAUGUUAAGAAGCCCUUUCCAGCUGCCAUAGUUCUUUCUCCCAAGUCUCGUCUGCCCUGUAUCUUCCUUUUCCUAUACAUUCUCAGGCAGCAUAGGGAAAGCAGAUGGCUCAGGGUCUGACUAAGGGAAAACAAAUACUGUAUUAAUAAGAAGGGGGAAAAUGUCAUAUCAAAAAAAAGUACUAUAUGAUUCCAUUUAUGUAAAAUUCUAGGAAAUACAAUCUAUAGUGACAGAAUACAUUAUCAGGGGUUCUGG
Molecule: messenger RNA, 706 nt
Organism: Pteronotus mesoamericanus
Lineage: Eukaryota; Metazoa; Chordata; Mammalia; Chiroptera; Mormoopidae
Product: ATP synthase F(0) complex subunit C2, mitochondrial-like
Biological process (GO): proton motive force-driven ATP synthesis; proton transmembrane transport
Molecular function (GO): proton transmembrane transporter activity
Source: RefSeq, a predicted model, not a curated record